This is a messenger RNA of Bolinopsis microptera, 663 nucleotides long. RefSeq lists its product as uncharacterized. NCBI's taxonomy places the organism in Eukaryota, Metazoa, Ctenophora, Tentaculata, Lobata, Bolinopsidae. The transcript has a single exon. The record is from RefSeq and is a predicted model, not a curated record. Bases 1 to 663 code for a protein of 220 amino acids.
AUGCACCAGCUGACGAUUGGAAGCACACUCUUUGAACACAAGGAUAUCCACAAGACAACAUGGAGAUCCCCAAAUGGUAACACCGUCACUCAAAUUGACCAUAUGUGUAUUUUGACGAGAUGGAGCCAUUCUUUGCUUGAUGUCAGGAGCAUGAGAGGAGCAGAUAUAAAUACUACUCACUAUCUGGUUAGAGGAUAUGUAUCUAUUAAACUUAAGUGUCCUCAGAAAAGAAAGAAGCGUGUAAGACAGCCUGCUUUAGAGCACCUGCGUGAUAGAUCUAAGAGCCAGGAAUAUAGUAACAGAAUAGCUGAAGAGUACUAUAACAACGAUCAGGAGCAUGGAAACUCUCCUUUAGAAGAACAGUGGCAAAAUUUAAGAGAUAUAAUAACUGAUGUUUCAUUUGAAGUUCUGGGUGAAAGGGGCCGGAAAAAGAGAACAGAACAUCUCUCAAGGGAUACUAAGAAUCUCCUAAAAGAACGAGGGGAGAUUAAAAAGAAACCCAGUACUGCUGAGAACCGUGCUAAGUACUCGCGGAUUAACGGUCUUGUUAGGCAGAACUGUAAAAGAGAUGAUAAUGCUUGGGCUGUUAGAAUAGCUGAGGAAUUAGAAGAUGCUGCCAAGCAGGGUCAACAAAGAGAUGUUUGGCAGAAAAUAAAUCCCUAA